GCGGACAAUGGAACGGACAAGGGUACGGCAGAGGAUGGAUAGAUUACAGUGAGUGCAUUUGUAUCCACUGUAGGAUCCAAGGGCACACGGUAAAACGAGGUCACGUCAGGAAGCUAGACGAACGUGACGGACUCAUAACCUCGAACAUAGAUGGUGAUGUAUUCGACAAAAGAGGGAAAAUGAUCGAUCCGGACGUUCCGGGAGGCACGAGAGAAGAGGCCCUCCGGGUGGCCGAACUUGGUCCCAACACUCCGGCGAUGUUUCGAAUUUGGCAAGAGAAGGAGGACCCUGUUGUGCAAGUGGAAGAUGUAACGAAAUUAGAAGAGAAAAUGAGCAGGAUGGGGGUGGAAGAAAACAAGGAGAACAUUCCCCUCGUUGAAGAAGACGCGGAGGAGGAGGAUGUUAGCAUCAAUGUAAGAAAAACGUUUGAUAGGAUGGAGGACCUGGUAGAUAAAAUGCAAAAAUUGCAUCUAAGGCGUCGCGGAAUAUGUGAAGAAGUUGGAAGAGAAGGGAUUGGAUAUCCGAAAGUAUUUACCAUGGGGCGUGAAGGACCAGGAGAAGGACCAAAUGAACCCAACCCAAGAAUGUUGAGGGCCAACAUGACAGCAAAGAAUAGCAUGGGUCAGAGAAACGUAAGAGGUUCGAUUCCGUACGCUACGAGAAGACCUGGAGGAGGCAAUCCUCCGAAGGAACAAGCUAAAACCUCCCAACCAACUGAGGAAGAACCACCAAUCAUGGUAGAAGUGGAUGAGGACGAAAACGAUAAGUUCAGGGAAGAAGAAGACAACCAGGCGGAGAUUAGGGCCAAGAGGAGGAAAGAAGGAGUCAAGGAAGGGAAGUCAGAGAAGGAUGAAACAGCGAGCAAGAAGAGAAAGUACCAAACCUCGAUCGAAGAAGGAGUCGACCUGGAAGGAUUGGUGAAUAAAUUAUUGGAAGGUCGCUAUGAAUUGUUGAAUCUAAGGGAGAUUCUUGCCUCAACUCCAAGGCUAAGGGAAAUGGUAAAAGCUAGGCUAUCGCGUAAGAGAGUGACCACAGUCCGAAUAGAAGACCUGAUUCCUAGAGAGGCCAACUGGAGCGUUGCGGGAGGUAAGAUGGACUGGAAGUUCGUAGGGACGGGGUCCAUAGAUGUUAUGAUAAAAGGAAAGAUGUGUCCAGGAAUGGUUGAUACGGGGGCAGAGAUGAACAUCAUAAAUGGAGAAACGGCGGAAAGAUUGGGGUUGGAAGUUGAUGAGAACGAUUGUGGGUUCCUCAAUGGAGCUAGUGGUAAAACCAGGUACACAGGGGUUGUGUCUAAUGUUGUAAUAGAAAUAGGAAGGGUCAAGCAAGGAGAGGCAGAGAAGGAACAGGAAAACAAAGGAGAAAGGGCUCAGAGGGAGGAGAGAAAAAAAGGAUGGAGGAAUUAUGUGAUCAAAAUGCUACAAAAUGAUGAUCUGCCUGUAAACUCCUCUUGGGAUGUAAGGUUUGAGAGGAUGAUGCUCUUUGAGUUAGUAGUAAGCUCCAAACACUCUACCAACAUGCAAAAGUUUAUGGGAUUGCAUGAAAUGCUGGAUGAAAAGUGCAUCAGGCUCUUCGAAGAAUAUGCUGAGGUUGCGAAGAAAUUGGGGAAGAUGGAGAAAGGAGAUGAUGAAAAAGAAAUUGGAGAGGACCUGGAUGCAGUGGAAAAGAGGCUCCAGUCAGAACUCAAGGAGAGUACUGAGCUCUUCAACCAAGGGUUUUUGGACUAUAUCCUUAGGCUCCUGAAAGAGAUGAGCAGGUUGAGGACAAAGGAAGAAGAAAGGGAUGCCCAGGUGGAAAAAUUUACGAAGGAUUUGAAAGGAGUGAGAAAAGAGGUGGAUGACUUAAGGAAGGGGGAAGAAGAGUUGCUAAAGCAAGUAAGUACAUCGGAAGUUUCCCUGGCCCAGAAAAGCAAGGAGUUGGAAGAUGAGGUGGUAGAAAGAGAAAAGAUGGAGAAGAAAGUUGAGGGUUUGUGCUCUGGGAUCAGUGUGCAGGGGGAGGAUUUGAAACAAGAAAUUUCAGAAAAAGAAAACAUGAGUCGGAUACGGAAGAAGAGAUGGGAAGAAAUAUUGAUUGAGAUGGAAGAGCUCAGACUGAGUCACCAGGAGAAAGGGAAGGAGACCACCAGAGUGGUGGAGUGGAAAAGAGAUGAAAGGUUUGAAAUUAAGAUGACUGCAGAAAAGACGGGGGAUCACUUGUCAAAAGAAGGGGAGAAAAAGGAAGGCAAGCUGACUAAGGUUGAAGAGGAGGGACUAUCCGGAAAGAAGUCACAAGAAGAACCAUGGAUUGAGAGGCCUCUUGCCACAGAAGAAGAAAGGAGUGAGUGUUUGACGUUACCUCAGCUGGGAGGCACCAAGAGGGGAGUGCAGCCUGGAAUGGAACUCUCAAAAGGAGUUAGGAGUCAGACAGAGAUUUUGACUCGGCCUCUCACAAAGAAGGCGACGGGGACGUCGCUUAAUAGGGUCUGGGAUAUUGUCGGGCCAAAAGGGUAUUUGGCCGUGAUUUUGCAAUUGACAGGGUUGGUUGUGCCGACCACCUCGAGGGAAUUAAUCUGAACUUGGAAUUUUGUAUGAGCGCGCGCAUUAUUGUAGCGCGCGCUGUGAUAGUUAGGAUCGA
Chara braunii is the source of this 2610-nucleotide messenger RNA. The record is from the annotation of a GenBank genome assembly. Lineage: Eukaryota; Viridiplantae; Streptophyta; Charophyceae; Charales; Characeae.